Clarias gariepinus (North African catfish) is the source of this 1002-nucleotide messenger RNA. It is a transcript of the gene bcl10, whose product is annotated as BCL10 immune signaling adaptor. NCBI's taxonomy places the organism in Eukaryota, Metazoa, Chordata, Actinopteri, Siluriformes, Clariidae. Gene Ontology annotation, biological process: apoptotic process; canonical NF-kappaB signal transduction; adaptive immune response. The coding region runs from base 198 to 944 and encodes 248 amino acids. The record is from RefSeq and is a predicted model, not a curated record. The transcript is spliced from 3 exons. Gene Ontology annotation, cellular component: cytosol; CBM complex. Gene Ontology annotation, molecular function: kinase activator activity; protein kinase B binding; NF-kappaB binding.
GCGAGGAGGAAGUGCGGAGAGCUUCAGGUUCCUCUGUGUGUGUGUGUGUGUGUGUGUGAGAGAGUCUCUUCCUGCUGCGGAUCGGUGUUUAUUAUCCGCCAGGUCCGAGGUUUAAAACUUCACUCGGGACGAGUUUAUUUAUCCCUGUGUGUGUGUGUGUGUGUGUGUGUGUGUGUGUGUGUGUGGAGGAGCUCAGGAUGGAGGUUCCUCAUCUGACGGAAGACGAAAUGGCCGAAGUGAAGAAGAACGCUCUGGAAUCUCUUCGUCCGUACCUGGUAGAUAAGCUGAUUGCAGAGAGGCAUUACGAUUACCUGCGCUCCAAGAAGAUCCUGACACGAGAGGACACAGAGGAGAUCAGCUGCCGGAGCACCCGGGGAAAACGUGCCGGUAAGCUCCUUGACUUCAUCUCAGAGAACCCACGAGGCCUGGACAUGCUAAUCGAGUCGAUCCAACGCUGCCAAACGCUCAACUUCAUCAUCGCCAAGAUCACAGAUGAGGUGCAGCGGUGCAAGAACGAGAAGAUCGAGGCACUCAGAGCUGCAGGUGUGUCCAGCUCGAGUAUGAAGGACGCAUCCGGGGCCACUAACAACCUCUCCAAGGCAGAGUUCUACGAUUACGACAAGUGCUCCACUGUUUGUCUCCACCCUGAUGGAGAACGGAGUCCCGCCUCUUCUGUGAUGAGCAGUUCUAUGAACCUAUCCUUCGCUGUGAAUCGGCAGAGGGGGCAGGACUCCGUGUCGGUCAGUGGCGCUGUCAGUCUAACCACAUCAUCCAGCCUGCCGAAACCGGGCGAUCCUGGAGCGCCACCUCUUCCCGAUGACAUCGCAGAGGAAGACCAGGAUGCAGAAGCGGGGGCUUGCGGGAGCACAGGAAGUAGCGGGGAUGCUAACUUCCUGCCACUACGCUCUCGUUCCUUAAACCUGUCUGUCAGCAAUGUGGUUUGAGAACUAAAAUACAAUCGCUGUGUUCCUGUACAUUUUUUAACACGCCCUCUUCAACUUC